AUGGCGGGAAGCCCUGAUUGGUUAGGGCCACUUCUGAGACCUAAGUGGCGGGAGGAGCUAGAAAGAGCACACCUUUUCCUAGCCUGUCCAGGAACAGAAGCCACCCAACCAGGGACAUUAGCAUCCAAGCAGAACUUGCUUGAUUUGUCAGAGCAGUCUCCGGAGGGCUAUUCAGUUAAUCAGCCUUACAGUAGAAAGUCCAGUUUGAAGACAAAGCAGCGACAUGCCCAGUCCAACUAGCCAGUCUCCCCCCAAGAAGCUCAGAUAAUUCAGACCAAGAAGAGAAAAACAGCACAGGAUGUUAAAAAAAGACAAGAGGGGAUCACCAAGAAACAUCAGUUUGAGAUUAGGAAUUGUUGGCCACCUGUAUUGUAGGGGAUCAGUCCUUGCAUUAUCAUUGAAACACUUCACAAAGAAAUAGAAACAAGUGACUUCCCCAGAUUUACAAAUUACAGAUUUAAAAAUCUUUUUAUUAAUCCUUCACCUCUGCCAGAUUUAAGUUGGGGAUGUUCAAAGGAGGUUUGGCUAAACAUGUUAAAAAAAGAAAGCAGAUAUGUGCAUGACAAGCAUUUUGAAGUUCUACAUCCUGACUUGGAACCACAGAUGAGGUCAAUACAUUUAGAUUGGCUUUUAGAGGUAUGUGAAUUAUACACACUUCACAGGGAAACAUUUUACCUUGCACAAGACUUUUUUGAUAGAUCUAUCUUGACACAAAAGGAUAUAAAUAAAAACAUGCUUCAACUCAUUGGGAUUACCUCAUUAUUCAUUGCUUCCAAACUUGAGGAAAUCUAUACUCCAAAACUCCAAGAGUGCUAUGUCACUGAUGGCACUUGCGGUGAAGUAGAUAUCUUAAAGAUAGAACUCAAUAUAUUAAAGGCUUUAAAGUGGGAACUUUGUUCUGUGACAGUUAUCUCCUGGUUAAAUCUUUUUCUUCAAGUUGAUGCUGUUAAGGACGCUCCUAAACUGGGCGUGGUGAUGAUGCAAGGCAACUCUGUUGCUAUGCCUGUGGUAUACAAUCCUUCUGUGUCUUGUACAUCAUCUUCAAUGUCUCCAUUACAAAAGAUUGUGCAGCAGGCAACUGCUGCUGGAGAGGAUGUUUCAGGCUUCAUGUCAAUUAUGGAGCCUAAUGACAGUCAGGGUGAAGGCCAAUAUAAGGAGACGGCGCAGCAGCUAAGUUUCCCUAAUGCCGUUUAUGCUCAAGCUAAUGUUGCAGCAAAAAAGGCCUGGAAUGAGCUGCCCAAUACUGGACAGCAGACUGAGGACCUGGCUAAGAUCAAACAGGGUCCUAAUGAGUUAUAUCAGGACUUUGUGUCUAGGCUUUUCGUCAGCUGUAAGGCUAAUACACGGCUUGUGAAGCGUUUGGCUUAUAAAAAUGCAAAUGUUACCUGUCAGGCAGUUCUGAAAGCAUAUAGAAAGAAAGGAACCUUGUCUGAUUAUAUCAGACAUUGA
Messenger RNA from Nannospalax galili (Upper Galilee mountains blind mole rat), 1449 nucleotides. Its product is annotated as G1/S-specific cyclin-E2-like. Gene Ontology annotation, cellular component: cytoplasm; cyclin E1-CDK2 complex; cyclin E2-CDK2 complex. The record is from RefSeq and is a predicted model, not a curated record. NCBI's taxonomy places the organism in Eukaryota, Metazoa, Chordata, Mammalia, Rodentia, Spalacidae. Gene Ontology annotation, molecular function: cyclin-dependent protein serine/threonine kinase regulator activity. Gene Ontology annotation, biological process: G1/S transition of mitotic cell cycle; regulation of cyclin-dependent protein serine/threonine kinase activity; viral process.